ACUCUUAUUACUAAAAUGCACUUUUUUCAAAUCCGUUUAUGAUGAACGAAAAUACAACACGUUACUAUUUCUUAAUUUAAUUUCUUCGUAGUUUCAACUUAACCAGCAUACAAAUUGCUGGGUCGAUAAAAUUAAACAUGGGGAUCGAAAAAUAAUGAACUUGCAUUUAUAAUGUGCAGUCGCAAUCAUUAUUAAUGUGGAAACUGAAGUUUAUGCAAUUUUAACGAGUAAAAGAUUGAGAAACAACACAUAAGUAAACAAUAAAAACUAAAACCAUUUGGAAAUUAAAAAAUAUAUCGAAAAAUAGAGAAACCACUGGUUCAUUAUACAAUAUGGCACUAAUAUAUAUAUCAGCUAGAACACAUGAAACACAGCUGAAACACAUGUUAUCUGGGAAUAAUUUAAUGGAAUAUAAUUGAUUUUUACAACUUUUGUAGUAGUUAAGGGAAGUGGAGCGGCUUAUACGCAAAUGCUAUAUCAACAUUAUUUAAUAAUUUAAGCUCCUUCAGCAAAAUAAUCCCUGAAGUAAUUAUAAUGAGCAGAAUCGAAGCUUGAUUAGGUAAGGAGGUUGAAUUGACUAUUUGAACAUUUUCUGCUUUUGUGUUCUUAAUAGGAAUCUGUGUAAUUAUUGAGACAAUGAAGCAUUUUAUUAAUUUAAAAUAAAUCACGAAUUCGUGUAUCAUUACCAAUCAUGUAAAUAGCUAUUAUAUUUUUGUUUAAGUACUAUAUAUUUCUAAGACAUGACAAGGUAAAUGGCAAAUUUUAUUAUAAAUAAAUAAUGGGCUUUAGUUAAGAACGGCCUACCUAUUAAUCAAGUACGAUGUAUUUCAUAUGCCACAUAUGGUCUAAUGGAAAACAUCAAAGAAUGUGGAGUUCUCCUUUGAAACUAGACAGCAAAAUGCAAAAUUUAAAUAGUACAAACAGCCCAUAUAAGCAUUUUUUUCAGCAUGAGGUGCACAUACUGGGUUGUACAGCACUGGGUUGCCUCAUAUUUACUAUGAAGUUUUUUAAGAAGACAGAGGAGAAUGUUUUCUUCGGGUUCAAUAUAAUGGUUUUAAAAGCUUGUGGCUUAUGGCCGGAUUUGAUCGAUUACAGAUAUGAUAAAUGGAGGUUGAUGAAGGAUUGCUUAAUGAUUUCAUCCUUAAUGCCCUGUGCUGUUCCUAUAAUGGCCGACUUUAUUAUGCAGUUAUAUGACGGGGUACCAAACUUGACUGCAGCUGUGGAAAACAUGAUAGCUCUUAACUGCAUUAUAGGAAUGAUCUACAUGGUUAUUUGUUUCAUUGCAAAUCGAAGAACUAUUAUAAAAUUAAUGGUGAAUUUGAAAUACUUUAACAAAUAUGGCAAUUCACGCAAGACGAAAGAAGUCGAUGAAAAGGCGAACUUAUUCAGCAAAAUAUUCAUGUUUUAUGGCAUUUUGGGCAACUUUGUGUAUAUGUUAAUGCCCCAAUUGAGCAUAGAUAAAUGCCAUAAUAAUCGCACAGCCAAAAUGAUUGAUGAUGGCGUUCCAUGCGGACUUGUUGUGCGAAGUGUUUUUCCAUUCAAGUUCGACUACAAGCCAGUUUUUGAAAUUAUUUUCGUUCAUCAAAUUUACACUUGCACUAUGGUCUCCAUCGUAGUUUUAGCGCUUACUAUGUUACUGUGCGGAUUUCUCAUGCAUAUAGUUAAUCAGUUGAAAAAUUUGAGAGAAUUUAUAGCGAAAUUGCGACACUGUCCGCAAGAUAAACCUGGAGAAAGAUUGUUUUUUAUUAUUCAAUAUCACAUUGAUGUCAUUGAGUAUUCGCAGAAUACCGCUAAAGCAUUCAGUACAAUGCUUCUCUUUUACAUAACACUAACUUCUCUGGUACUGAGCGUGUUAUGUUUCGAAGUUAUCAUGGUAGAUGCUUUUGAAGAUUCAGUGAGAUUUGCUCUACAUUUGGUAGGAUGGUUGGCUAUUUUAUUGUCGGUUUGUUACAACGGCCAACUGAUGAUUGACGAGAGCGUCGAAGUGGCUAAUGAUAUUUACUCUCUCAAUUGGUUCAAUUUUCCUGUGGGUAUACAGAAAAAGAUUCAAAUGAUUAUCAUGCGAUCGCAAAAGCCUUUGAUUCUUGAUGCCGCUGGCAUGGGUUUAGUAUCAUUGCCAGCUUUCUUAAAGGUGUUAAGUUCUGCAUAUUCGUUCUUCACGCUUUUAUUGAAAUUGAAAUGAGUCAGCGGCCGGAAAAUUUGCAACAACUGGAUCUUCUUAUGGCAUUUCUGCACAACUUUGUAUGCUCCACAAUGUUGAAUUUAUUUUAGUAAACCCAUUAUAGUAUGCAGUACAAGACAA
Messenger RNA from Dendroctonus ponderosae (mountain pine beetle), 2302 nucleotides. RefSeq names its product odorant receptor 49b. The transcript is spliced from 7 exons. The coding region runs from base 821 to 2182 and encodes 453 amino acids. Gene Ontology annotation, biological process: sensory perception of smell; detection of chemical stimulus involved in sensory perception of smell. The record is from RefSeq and is a predicted model, not a curated record. Gene Ontology annotation, cellular component: plasma membrane. Gene Ontology annotation, molecular function: odorant binding; olfactory receptor activity. NCBI's taxonomy places the organism in Eukaryota, Metazoa, Arthropoda, Insecta, Coleoptera, Curculionidae.